Molecule: messenger RNA, 3157 nt
Organism: Coccinella septempunctata (seven-spotted ladybird)
Lineage: Eukaryota; Metazoa; Arthropoda; Insecta; Coleoptera; Coccinellidae
Product: aminopeptidase N-like
Exons: 12
Coding region: 139-2898 (919 amino acids)
Biological process (GO): peptide catabolic process; proteolysis
Cellular component (GO): cytoplasm
Molecular function (GO): zinc ion binding; peptide binding; metalloaminopeptidase activity
Source: RefSeq, a predicted model, not a curated record
UAAAGUUUCUCUGUUCGUUUAUACUUUUACAGUUCGAACCUGUGAACUUCGCGCUACUAACGUGUCGCAAGUUUUUAAUUUAUACAGAUUUGCACCAUCCUAUAUACGUUUCGUAAAUAUUUUUGAAAAUAGAUUUAGAUGAUUCUCAAGGUAUUUUUCAUUUAUUGCGUUGUAUGGGGGCUAGCGCAAUCCACCGAUAAUGACACUUACAGAUUGCCAACAAAUAUUAUCCCAGAGCAUUAUACGCUCGACGUUAUUACAAACUUCGACGAUGAUUUCAAAUUCAAUGGACAUGUUCAAAUCGAGACGAAAUGCGUAGAAAGCACUGAUCAAAUAAAUCUGCACAUGAAAAAUUUAACCAUCGACGAAGACACAAUAUCGAUCAAGGAUAUUACAACCAACAACCCCGUAAAAAUAGAUGUGAUAGAAGAAGACGAAGAAAAAGAAUGGAUGAUAAUACACACGAAAGAGCCAUUGGAAGAUGGAAAAAAGUACCUGAUCAGCAUUAAAUUCGAAGGAAGACUGAGCAAUAGUCUGAGCGGAUACUACAGGAGCCAAUACGAGACAAAGAACGGAGAGAAAAGAUGGUUGUCUGUGACACAAUUCGAACCUACCUAUGCCAGGAAGGCAUUCCCUUGCUUCGAUGAACCAUCCAUGAAAGCCACCUUCAAGAUCAGCCUAGGCAGGAAGGAUGGGUACAUAGCCUUGAGCAACAUGCCAUUGGAAGCAACGAAACCAAUCAUUGGAAUGCCUGGAUGGUAUUGGGACAUCUUCCAAAAGUCAGUUCCCAUGUCGACUUACCUUGUUGCUUACACGAUUUCCGACUUCGGCCAUGUGAUGUCUCCGCUGAAAGAUCUAGGCAAUAAUGUCACCUUCAACAUUUGGGCAAGGAAGGAUGCCCUGGAUCAGGUCGACUUCGCCAACAGCGUUGGACCCAGAGCGUUGGCCUUCUACGAGGAAUUCUACGAUCUUCCCUAUCCCCUUCCGAAGCAGGACAUGAUUGCCAUUCCGGAUUUCAGCGCAGGAGCCAUGGAGAACUGGGGUCUCAUCACUUACAGGGAAACUGCCCUUCUUUACGACAAGGACAGUUCGACUACGCAGAGCCGGCACAGGGUGGCCAGCGUCAUCGCCCACGAACUGGCCCACCAGUGGUUCGGAAAUUUGGUUACGAUGAAAUGGUGGACGGACCUGUGGCUGAACGAGGGAUUCGCCACCUACAUGGCUGCCCUGGCCAUCGACCAUCUGUAUCCGGAAUGGAACUCGCUGGAAGAGAGCAUUGUGGACGGAGCCAUCAGCGUGUUUUACAUUGACGCUCUGAAGUCUUCUCAUCCCGUUUCCGUGAAAAUCGAUAAUCCCGACCUGAUAUCAGAAAUUUUCGAUACCGUGUCCUACGAGAAGGGAUCUUUCCUCAUUCGAAUGAUGGGUUUGUUUUUGGGCGAGGAAUCUCUGAAAGAAGGUGUCAACAGUUUCCUGAAGGAGCAUAAAUUCGGCAACGCUGACCAAGACGACCUUUGGAAAAGCUUGACGACAGCAGCACACAAAAACAAGGCAAUGUCGCCCGAUAUGACAGUCAACACAGUGAUGGAUUCUUGGACGCUGCAAACCGGAUAUCCGGUUGUGACAGUUACCAGGAAUUACAAGGACGGUACAGCAACUUUGACGCAGGAGAGGUUCUUCAGAGACACGAUUAGGGCUAGAAAUGGAUCCGCGGAAACAUGCUGGUGGAUCCCAGUAAGUUACACCACAGAGCGGGAAAUGGAUGUGAACACAACAACUCCGAAAACCUGGAUGACUUGUCCUCUGAAAGAAACCACCAUCACCGGUCUGCCAUCUGACGGUUGGCUGCUUCUCAAUCUACAGCUCGCGUCCCUGUACAAAAUAAACUACGACGAACAGAACUGGAAUCUUCUGUCCAGCACAUUGAGAAGUGAGGAUCUGGAGAACAUUCCCGUCUUGAACAGAGUUCAAAUAAUCGACGAUGCUUCUGAGUUUGCUUGGGUUGGACUUAUCAAAUACCAACUGCUCUUCGAUAUUCUUGGAUACCUCAAAAAUGAAACUCAGUACUCGCCUUGGUUGACAGCAAUUGAGAAUCUCAACGUUUUGGACAUUCAAACGAUGCAAUACCCAACCCAUGACCUUUUCAAGAAAUACAUGAGGAAUCUUCUCUAUCCUCAAUUCGAGAAGUUUGGCAUGAGAAUAAGCACCGAAAGUGAGAGAUUGGAUACAGUGAGUCACCAGGAAAUGAUCAUCAGAAAGUCCUGCAUGUACGGCAUCUCAGGAUGUCUACAGGAAGCCAAGCAACUUUUCUCAAAAUAUCAGAAUAGUUCUGAAACUGAGAAUCCGAUUCCUAAGGAUAUACGUCGUUCUGUCUACUGUUACGGUGUGAAAGAAGGUGGUGAAAAUGAGUGGAACUUCCUGUGGAACCGAUACAAGAAGGCCAACCUAGCCAGCGAAAAGAACCUGUUGAUGAGGGCGUUGGGCUGCACCAAGAACACCGAACUGUUGAGACGUUACUUGGAGUUAACUAUACAGGAAAACUCCGGCAUAAAACGUCAAGAUGCCUCGACGGUGUUCGCAGCAGUCCUCACCAAUAGCAGAGGAUUCGAGAUCGCCAAGAACUUCUUGUACACCAGCUUCAACGCAAUUUACGACUACAAUGAAGGCGAUUCGAAUAUAUUCAAUAGAUAUUUGAAGCCCUUGGCUAAGUACAUGACCAAGCCAGAGGAUUACCAAGAGUUCAAAAAUUUCCUUUCGACGAACGAGGACAAGCUGUCGGAGAUAAACCAGAGCAUCAAACAGGCUGUAGAAACGGUUCAACUAAACAUGCAGUGGCAAGCAAAAUACCAAGAUGAGAUUCAGAGAAUACUAGAAGUGCUAACAACCGACUACAAAGUUUAAUUUAGAGUCCAACUGCUUACUUAAUUCGCAUAGGUCGAUCUAAAGAUCUCAAUUAAAUUAUUGUAUAUCGAAUCGACCUGAUUUCAGGAGAUUGUGUUGGUUCAAAAGGUGAUCCGACCAUUCUGUCACUUUAUCGAUUCGGUAAGAUGUCUAGUAAGUUGAUUUUAUUUGUUUUACCGUCCAUUAGGAUAACAGUGAUGCAUGUAGUGAAGAUGUCAAUAUUUUUUCGAUAUCAGCCAAAUAAACCUACAUUAAAAUA